Vanessa atalanta (red admiral) is the source of this 1935-nucleotide messenger RNA. It is a transcript of the gene Vti1a, whose product is annotated as vesicle transport through interaction with t-SNAREs homolog 1A. Gene Ontology annotation, molecular function: SNARE binding; SNAP receptor activity. The record is from RefSeq and is a predicted model, not a curated record. The coding region runs from base 137 to 727 and encodes 196 amino acids. Gene Ontology annotation, cellular component: ER to Golgi transport vesicle membrane; late endosome membrane; SNARE complex. Lineage: Eukaryota; Metazoa; Arthropoda; Insecta; Lepidoptera; Nymphalidae. The transcript has 6 exons. Gene Ontology annotation, biological process: vesicle fusion with Golgi apparatus; retrograde transport, endosome to Golgi; intracellular protein transport.
AGUAAGGGAGGUUUUGACGUUGAUUAACAAUAAAAUUAUAUUGCAAUUAUAUUUUUGUUAAUUUAAUGGAAAGUAUUUUCGUAUAAAUGUACAUUGAUGUUAGUGGUAUGAUGUUAUUUGGCGUUACUUAGUUAUAAUGUCUACUUUAAUUCAGUCAUACGAGCAGCAGUACUCUGUCCUAACAGCUGAUAUAACAGCUAAAAUAGGGCGAUUAAAAUCUGCUAGCGACGACGAUCGUGAUCAUUUGUCAAGAGAAAUCCAGUCGAAUUUCGAAGAAGCAAAUGAUUUGCUUGAACAGUUGGAGUUGGAAUACAGAGGAGCUGGCUCUGGGUCGAGGGUAGGCGCCUACAGGGCUGAGCUGCAGCGAGUAAGAGAAGAAUACCGAUCGGUGGCGAGCAAUAGUGCAGCUUAUAAUAUAGAUCAAGAGGAAUAUGACGACUGGUCGAUGGUCAACGACCAGCGACGGAAGCUGCUAGAUAAUACGGAACGACUAGAGAGAUCCGGCAAGAAUCUCACCGAGGGCUACAAGGUGUUGCUGGAAACCGAACAGAUCGGGGCUGCGGUGCUCCAAGACUUGAACGCUCAGAGGGAAACGAUUCAGAGGUCUCGCGGACGGCUGCGCGAGACGGACGCACAGCUGAACCGCUCGUCGCGGCUCAUGAACCUCAUAUACCUGGUGCUCAACCGCGACGAGCGCAUGUGUCUGCGGUGGCUGUUCUCCAUCUGAGCGCCUGCGGCCGACGGUUGGGUACCGACGAUGUUACCCCUGACGAUGUGGGUAAUAUUCUCACUUCAUGACGAGAAAUAAUUAAAACUAGUUCUAUCUACUUCGUUAGUGUAAUAUGCUAUUUGAAUCAUUUAUGGAAACACGUUGCGGAUUAAAUUCCGCCGCCGUGGCGCCCGGUCGGCGCUUCACACGCUGCGAUGCGAUCUCCUUAAUCCUAUUAAUAAGAUAAAAAUAAAUUAAAUAAGGAAACUUCAUUGUUACUUUUAUUUUAAAUCGACGUAUUACAUUUAAUAAGCAGUUAAAAUGGCACUUUAUUCACUUUAAUCUAGUGGCGUUAGAUGUAAGAAUUAUUAUUUAUCUGUGAUCGUUUGAAUUUUUUAUUAUAUCACUGUAACGGUUUUAUUUCUUAGACAGUUUAUUUUCUUAUUAAAAUAGAUAUUUCAUAUUCUAGGUGUAAUAUUAUACAAAAGUUAGGAAACACAGAGUAUAAACUAUAAUUAUGAAAAUGCACAUUCUAAAUUUGAAAAUUUCCAACACGUCACGUGACUAUCAACGGUAUAAAGACAUGUAAAAGAUUGAUUAAUAAUUUAUAAUAACAUUUAAUUUGUAAUUAAAAUACCUUUAAGAUUAUUUAUUUGUGAAUUAUUAACUUUUUUUAAAGUAUCUUAGUAAUAAAUUCCAUAUAAUCACAGCUAAAGCAAAAUAUUAACAUAGAUAUACAUAGAGUAAUCGAUAAUUAAAUUUAAAUUUCUAGGGCCUAAUGUAAUUCUGGCCAUAGACAUUUAUAUUCGUAGAUAAGUUAUAACCGUUUGUUAUCCACUUAGUGACCACCGUACUGUGGUGCGGUGUUAGAGUAAUACUGGAAAUUAGACCGGUCUGUCUACCUAUUUUAAAUUAAAAAAGGUAUAUACCAUACUUAGCAAAACACAACUGUAAUUACGGAGGGGUAUUUUAGUAUCAGAUAUCUGCUCAGUAGCAACACUAAUCAUUAAUAUAUAUUAAUAAUUAAAUUAUUUAAUAGAUUAAUUUCUAGUUUAUAAGUGGGUGAUGUCGCUAUUGUUCUUCAUAGGUAACUAUGUUAAUUGUCAUUUCGUUAAUAUUUUGUGUAUAUCUGUAUUAUUAUUCUUAUGAGAGACUGUCAUAUACUAUAGCUAGAAAAUUGUAGAUAGAUUCUUAAAUUCUCGCUAAGCUUUUGUUUAUAUGAUAAU